Messenger RNA from Fusarium musae, 543 nucleotides. RefSeq lists its product as uncharacterized. The transcript has a single exon. The record is from RefSeq and is a predicted model, not a curated record. The coding region runs from base 1 to 543 and encodes 180 amino acids. Lineage: Eukaryota; Fungi; Ascomycota; Sordariomycetes; Hypocreales; Nectriaceae.
AUGAGAAAGCUCACGCCCGACGAUGGAAGCUUUCAUAUUACUGCGCCAGCUCAGUCUGACGCCGACAGACUAUUACAACCUGGCGAGCUCGACUUCGAUGGUUCCUCUGGCCAAGAGGGCCUCACUGCUGAACUGCUGGAUAUGAGAGUCAAUCCCGUGGAUGAUUUGUUAGAUAAGCUCAAGGUCAGAUACCAGAUGAAGAACCUAACUUGGACGACGAAUUAUGGCCAAACUCCAACAAGAAGCCAGGCCCCGCGUGCGCAAGCCCUUCGAUCUCACCGAGAGACAUUCGGUGGCCGUAGGUUCAACGUUCGCGGUUUUGCACAAACAGCUUGCAAGCUUAACGAUUGCCUUUUCAAGCGGAAUGGCUGGGAGCCUCAGGUCACUUUUCCAUAUCCUGUUUCUACGACCUCUAGCAAAGCCUCGCUCAUCCCCUAUGCCGACUGGGGUAUCGAGUUCGAAACCGAGCCAGGCUUCAGCCGGCUCUCUUAUCGCAGACACUUGUUACGAUUCAGUCGAGCUCCUCAGACGAGCCCUCGGUGA